CAUCUCAUUUCAGACUCCACAACCCAAAAACCACAACCUCAAACUUGUUAGCUACAACUUCUCCAUUCCUCUCUUCUUAUUAGAAAAAUGGCAGCAACACUUUCAGGUCCCAUGGUUAGUACCUCAUUCAUCAGAAAACAACCCGUAACAAGUCUUCGUUCAAUCUCCAACGUAAGCCAAGCUAUGUUCGGGCUAAAAUCCAGCCGUGGUGGUAGAAUAACCGCAAUGGCUACAUACAAAGUGACUCUAAUCACACCAGAGGGAACUCAAGAAUUCGAUUGUCCAGAUGAUGUUUACAUUCUUGACCAUGCUGAAGAAGUUGGAAUCGAUCUUCCUUACUCAUGCCGUGCAGGUUCCUGUUCUUCAUGCGCUGGGAAAGUCACUGCAGGAACGCUCGACCAAUCUGAUGGUAGUUUCCUUGAUGAUGACCAGGUUGAAGAGGGUUGGGUAUUGACUUGUGUCGCUUACCCACAAUCCGAUGUCACCAUUGAGACUCACAAGGAGGAAGAAUUAACUGCUUAAUUAGUAGUCCCUUCUUCAAUUAAUUCUCGAUGACAUUUUUCAUUAUGUUUCAGUUUAAGACAAUAUGUGGUUGUGGUGGUGUUCUGAAUCCUAUCUAAAUUUUUCUAUUUGUCUUGAUCGAUUGUGUUGUGAGAGAACACGAGGUGUUAGUACUAUCAAGUGUGCUAUGAUAAUUCAAAACUUUCAUUGGUUUUACAUAUGUGUUUAUGUUUAUUUGAAUGCUAUUAGCAGCUCUCUUGAUAUA
Papaver somniferum (opium poppy) is the source of this 766-nucleotide messenger RNA. RefSeq names its product ferredoxin. Gene Ontology annotation, cellular component: chloroplast. Gene Ontology annotation, biological process: electron transport chain. The record is from RefSeq and is a predicted model, not a curated record. Gene Ontology annotation, molecular function: 2 iron, 2 sulfur cluster binding; electron transfer activity. The transcript has a single exon. NCBI's taxonomy places the organism in Eukaryota, Viridiplantae, Streptophyta, Magnoliopsida, Ranunculales, Papaveraceae. The coding region runs from base 88 to 522 and encodes 144 amino acids.